Molecule: messenger RNA, 921 nt
Organism: Pseudophryne corroboree (corroboree frog)
Lineage: Eukaryota; Metazoa; Chordata; Amphibia; Anura; Myobatrachidae
Gene: HOXC13
Product: homeobox C13
Exons: 2
Coding region: 1-921 (306 amino acids)
Biological process (GO): regulation of transcription by RNA polymerase II
Molecular function (GO): RNA polymerase II cis-regulatory region sequence-specific DNA binding; DNA-binding transcription factor activity, RNA polymerase II-specific
Source: RefSeq, a predicted model, not a curated record
AUGACGACUUCCCUGAUCCUGCAUCCACACUGGGCGGAUACCUUGAUGUACGUGUAUGAAACAAGCCCGAAUGAAAAGAAUCACAAGAAAAGCCCAGACAUGGAGGGACUGAGUGGGAACUGUGCAAGCACUCACUGCAGGGAUUUUAUUUCUCACCCAGCACUGGGACGCCAUUCCAGUACCAUCGGGAGUCACCAAGGACCUGUAUAUACGGAUAUUACCUCUCCAGAAAGCAGCCGGCAAUGCCCGGGACCCACGUCUUCCUCCAACGCCUCCCUGGGCUAUGCAUACCCGUUUGGGAGCAGUUACUACGGCUGCAGGUUGUCUCAGUCCCACAACGUCAAUUUGCACCAGAAGCCCUGCUCCUACCACCCAGCUGACAAAUACCCAGAACACAGCAACUCGUUACCCAGCGAGGAUUUCUCUUCCAGGGCGAAAGAAUUUGCAUUUUAUCCCAGCUUUGCCAGCUCUUACCAGGCAGUCCCUGGCUACUUGGACAUGUCAGUGGUCCCUGGAAUCAGCAGUCACCCGGAGCCCAGGCAUGACACCCUUAUCUCUAUGGAGGGCUACCAGCACUGGGCUCUCCCUAACGGCUGGGACGGGCAGGUCUACUGCUCUAAAGAGCAAUCCCAGUCCAGUCACCUAUGGAAGGCACCUUUCCCAGAUGUGGUGCCCCUCCAGCCAGAGGUUAGCAGCUACCGCAGGGGGAGGAAAAAGAGGGUCCCCUACACCAAAAUCCAGCUGAAGGAACUAGAAAAGGAAUACGCAGCCAGCAAAUUCAUUACCAAAGAGAAGAGACGGAGAAUAUCCACUACCACCAGCCUGUCUGAGCGCCAGGUUACUAUAUGGUUCCAAAACCGAAGAGUCAAAGAAAAAAAAGUGAUCACGAAAUGUAAAACCUCUCACCUCCAUAAUACCUGA